AUGCCGUCUUACGUGACCACUCCGCUUUUCUCCAUCCAAGAAGCAGUGAACUCGGCGACGAGUUUGCCGCAAACUCCAAGCAUUCAUCCGGAUGUCACGCUCACUCCAAGAGUGCUUCCUGGUAGAGGCAAAAUCGCUAAUGACUUGGUUUCCCUGGUGGAAAAAUACAGGAAAAGCGAACGGGAAUACCUCAUGGAGUUGCAGGUCUUGGAGUCGAUAGUCAAAUCCUUCGAUCCUGUUUACAACAACUACUUCGACUCUUCCCUAGAAGAUAUCACCAAUGAAAUGGUCAAGCAAAGAAAAGAGAAAAACCUGAAUUUACAUGCCUUAGUGAGGAAGAUGUUGUUAAAACACCAACAGCUCGAUCAAAUGCUACAUUUGGCUGAUUAUCACACUAUGUUAGUGAGAAUCUCUGAGUGGGGAAUAGAUGUCAACCGUAUCUACUUGGAGUACUUGCAGUGUUACAAGCUCGACAUCAAUCAGCCUAAAACGGAGGUCAAAACUAGAAGAAGACCUUUGAUUAGAAUCAGAUAUCUGAACAAUUUUAUCAAAAGCUUGAAAAGUAUGGUUAUUCAAAUGGAUGAACAACCCUACUCUGCCGAACUGUUGUCCAACAUCGAGGUAAUCAUUUUUAAACUAUCCGAAUGUUUGGAACAGGCCAGAACUCUUGAUGAGUCCGAAAGAAAGAAGUGGGAAAACUUUGUUCACGUUUCUAGUGCAAAAGAUAUUGUAUUGCUGAGAUCGGUAUGCGUUAGCAUGGGCCAAGAAAGUUUCAGCUGUAUUCCCCACCUUUGCCAUUUACAUUAUUCCAACAAAUUCCAGAAGGCAGAACUAGAUUUUCCCAAUAUUGAAGUCCAGUUUGUCAACAACUUUCAAAACAAAGGAAUUGCCAUCAUUCAAAAAGAUUUUUCAGGAAAAAAUCUUUUGUUUGCGCCAAUCAAACAGAAAGAGCUUAGAUAUGCCAAGACCACGAACAAUGCAGAGGGAAAAUCUUUGCACUUCAAACAUUCCUUGAUGAAUGACGGUGUUGAGCUAUGUUUCACCUUUGAUCCGACUGAGGAUAUGGCCCUAGAGAACGAAUUGAUGCAACUUUUCCCACAAUCUACCAACACAGCAGCACUAAAGCCUCUCACAUUAGGUUUAGGUAUUAGUAUCCAAGAUGAGAAUCAGCAAAAGCAAGAAUCAAUCACGACUCACCAAGACUAUGAAAAGCCAAUAAAUGCAACGGGAGUCCCUGCUUUUAAAAACCAAGACGAAUUUGAAGAGGUCGAUCUAGAGAACAUCUCUCCAGUUGAGAGCAAUAAGAGUGACCUGGUGAUUCCUCCAAGAAAAUCGAGCACUGUACCAUUGAGUAAAUUGAAGUACUCCUCCAACAUGAGCAACAUUUCUGUCUCCAAAUAUCUGGGCUCGCUGACAAGUACGAACGAAGCACCUUCAUCUUCAAUAGCCCGGAAUAGGGAAAAGCAAGAACAACUUUCCAGAGAAAUUAUGUACAAAAUUGUGCAAGAUGAAUCUUCUGAUGAUGAGAGCAUCCUGUCUGUGACCGAAGGACUCAACUUUUUACCGAUCGACAAGAUGCCCACUCCACAGAAAAAAGAGCCAAUUGCCAACGAAGCGAUUGAGCCAAACGGAUGCUCCGUUCCUACUGCACCCACGUCUUCAGAUGUAUCUUCUGCUUUUGUUUCUGUUCCAGCACCUAUUUCAGUCUCCGCUUUGACCUCUGCUUCUGUUUCUGUUCCAGCAUCUCUUUCAGUCUCCGCUUCGACCUCCGCCUCAACCUUAAAUUCGGAAAUGAAGUCACAGAAGUCGAUUAAUGUUGAGAAAUAUCAUCACAGCUUACAACAUUUUACCACCGAGCGGAAGAAGACCAAACAUCAAUCUAUAUUUGGCUCAUUGACUAGCUUUUUGUCCAAAAAGAGUUCUAAGAAACCUGCAAUUGUUCCACAACAGGUAGAAAACAACUUUGUUAAGCCUCGGCAAGUGUCGCCAACAAAGUCGGUUCAUUCUAUCACAUCGGUUGUUGAUGACAAGUCAACGGAUCAGGAUUUAAUUAAUAUACUCUCUGACUCUGAUUGCAUAACAAGACAGCUUCCUAAUGCCAAGGUUUCUCUGUGGUCUAGAAAUAGCUGGACCAAAGUUAAAGAUGUCAAACUUGCUGUUCACAGUAUCAAUGGUGACAAGGACUUCUACUUGGGAGUCUAUGACUCAAUGUCCAAGUCGGGAUCCAAUAACACUAUAUCAUCGAUUCCGACAUCAUCUUCAAGAGUCAAAGAUGUGGACAGCCUACCGAUUCUACUUUUGAAAUUGACUUCAGAUACCGAUUGCAUGUUCAACACUAUCGAUAUCCAUGUCAGGACGACCAAUCAUCGGAACGAGCCAUUGACAGUACUUAUCCGUCCAUCGAAUUCAUUUGGGAUGAAGAUCAUUGGAAAUGCGUUGGUUUGUCCAGAUGCAAUUGAUCUUGUGAUGAACAGCAGCAGUUGCGACUCGGAGUUGAGCAAAAACUCAGAGCUCACGAGAGGUACGUCGGUAUCAUCGAUUGAAUCGGAGGUGGUAGCUGAAGAGCCAGCGCAGGAGCAGAUGAGCAAGAGCUGGUCAGGAAUGGGUAGUAUCAAAAUGAUCGAAGCUUCCGGAAGGUUGAAGGAUCUCAACAGAUGUGUUUUUAGUAUAGAUAAAAGGCACGAUGAGCAAGUACUGAUUGACUUGACUGGAUUUGAUUUCGGCAACAUAGAGCUGAGGGUCAGUAAGGAACAAAUAAAAGAAGUUUCCGAUUUGCAAGUAAUGGUCAAGGGGGAGAGAAGUUACGUUCUGACGUUUGACAGUAACGAGGACGUUGAAAUGUUCUAUGAAUGUGUUUACUAG
This is a messenger RNA of Pichia membranifaciens NRRL Y-2026, 2862 nucleotides long. RefSeq lists its product as hypothetical. The transcript has a single exon. NCBI's taxonomy places the organism in Eukaryota, Fungi, Ascomycota, Pichiomycetes, Pichiales, Pichiaceae. Bases 1 to 2862 code for a protein of 953 amino acids. The record is from RefSeq and is a predicted model, not a curated record.